Molecule: messenger RNA, 786 nt
Organism: Linnemannia hyalina
Lineage: Eukaryota; Fungi; Mortierellomycota; Mortierellomycetes; Mortierellales; Mortierellaceae
Source: the annotation of a GenBank genome assembly
AUGUCAAACAAAAAGAUCACCCCAAACCAGAUGCGAAAAAACCUCACCUACGUCCAAGAAGGAGCCCCAGACUUUAUGCGCAUGCUCACGGGCCAAUCAGCUUCCUCAGCCGCCAAUAACGAUCCUAGAAACCCAUACCGCAAACCCAUCGGUAUCGACGCCAAAUUCCAAUCCGAGCAGCCCUCCGAUGACGACGACGAGACGGCGCACGAUAUCUUGAACGAACGGGAAGAGGAGCGACCUACAGUCGUGGUGUUGAAGGAGAGCAAGCAUUUGGAUGAACGACAAGUCAAAAAUAUCCUCAACAACCUCCCUCCAGGUCUGUCAGAAGCAGAGAUCAAGAAGCGGCUAGCAAACGCCCUCGAAGAAAACAACAACAACGACAACAGCAAGGAAGAAGACGAGGAAGACAGUGAUGACGAAGACCAGGACCCCGUCGACGCCAACGGAAAGAUCCUCUUCAGGAGACCCAGGGGAUCCAAAUCGAAACCAUCAACCACAACAGUAUCCUCCUCUUUCUCCACAAAAUCUGAAAAGCAAUCAGUCAACUCGUCAGCCAGCAAAAAGAACUUUGAGACCGCUAUCCUUGCAGAGGCAGAGGCAAAAGUCCAAGCAAUCAAGAAGAAACAAUCAGGAUCAUCAGCAGCGAAGGUGGGCACAGAGACGACUGAAGGAUCAAAACGAAAGUCCAGCAGCAACGACAACAACACCAGCGAGGCGCCCAAAAAGAAAAAGCUGCAGAAAAAGACGACAACAUCUCUACUCAGCUUCAACGACGAUGAAUAA